UAAACAUGCACAAACUCGUGGUUAUCCUUUUGUGAUGUUCCUCAUUCAGCUAUCUUUGCUUGCGUACUUAAUUAUUAUUCAACACAUUUGAUCUUGCCAGGGUUUUUAUGAGGGGUGUGUGAAUGAUAAAUUGUCGGAAAUCACUAAUACCAACGAGCAGAACCGUAUCAGGUGACAACACAUCAAUCCCCAUACCAUCGGUGCUUACCAUGGCCCUAAACCCCCGUUGUGAAUCUUUGACGUUGUAAAAUAGGUACAGUCAAGAUGAAAGGAAAAGCUGGUCGCCAGUCACACAAAGCCACUAACACCUUUGUGUUUCGUGGUUUUGGUGAAAAAGUGCGAGCAUUGCGCGUCAGUGCCAGAAAAUACCUGUUGCAACGUCCCCAAAACACUGAAGGUGAAAAUACAACCUUUAUUUAUGAGGCAGUAUGCAAGGCUAAAGACCUGAAUGUUACUCAAGAGUUUAAGACAUUUCUGCGUGAGCUGGGAAAUGAAAUACAGACGACUGGUCAACUGGUGAUUCAUGAAAACCACAUUGCUAGCUGUAUAUCAACACACAUUAGCAAUCCAGAAACGUCAGCUCUUCAACCUGUAUGUGAUGUUUUGGUAGCUUUUGCUAAUGACCUUCCUCAAGAGUUUUACAGUAAACAUUUCUAUAACUUUUUGCCAAAACUCAUUGUUCAUUUAUCUAUGAAGGACCCAGAGGUGAUUGAAACAGUGUUUUUGUGUAUUGUAUCCUUAUUUGUUGUUUUACAGAAGUAUCUUUAUGAAGAUUUUUACACUUUGUAUCAUGUGAACAAGUUCUCACAUCUCCUUUCCAAGUCAUAUCCUUGGUACAUUAAUGAGCUUGCUGCUCAGAGUCUUGGAGUGUUAGUUCGUAAGAUUCCUAAGCAAAAACUGGUUCAUUUCUAUGUCCCUGAGAAAACUCAAGAAAGAUGAAUCCCAGGUGGAAGGUUUGGGGCGUGUUUUUUGCUUC
Macrobrachium nipponense is the source of this 976-nucleotide messenger RNA. RefSeq names its product small subunit processome component 20 homolog. The record is from RefSeq and is a predicted model, not a curated record. The transcript is spliced from 3 exons. Bases 265 to 939 code for a protein of 224 amino acids. NCBI's taxonomy places the organism in Eukaryota, Metazoa, Arthropoda, Malacostraca, Decapoda, Palaemonidae. Gene Ontology annotation, cellular component: 90S preribosome; small-subunit processome; nucleolus.